Molecule: messenger RNA, 5620 nt
Organism: Patiria miniata (bat star)
Lineage: Eukaryota; Metazoa; Echinodermata; Asteroidea; Valvatida; Asterinidae
Product: syntaxin-like
Exons: 11
Coding region: 183-1061 (292 amino acids)
Biological process (GO): synaptic vesicle fusion to presynaptic active zone membrane; intracellular protein transport; exocytosis
Cellular component (GO): synaptic vesicle; plasma membrane; endomembrane system
Molecular function (GO): SNARE binding; SNAP receptor activity
Source: RefSeq, a predicted model, not a curated record
CUACAUGGAUUUUUAUUCACCGUUACAAAGCGAAGAUGAAUGGCCGCCGUUGGAUUUACAUUGGGUGAAAACAGCAAGGUGUGGGCUCGGGCGGGGACCUUUAUUGCCGGAUUUAUGCUGCUUUUCCUGGGAAGAUAUACGCGUGGUCUUCUCUUUAGGAAUAUUACUGUGGUUUCUUCAAGAUGAGAGACCGACUGGGAUCGUUCAAAAGGGGGGAUGAUGAUGAUGUUGGGCCAGAUGAUGUGUCCGUCAACGUUGACAGCGAGAAGUACAUGGACGAGUUCUUUGAUCAGGUGGAAGAAAUUCGCAAUAACAUAGACAAGAUUGCCGACAAUGUGGAAGAGGUCAAGAAGAAACACAGUGACAUUCUCUCAGCUCCACAACCUGAUGAGAAGGUGAAGGAGGAACUGGAACAACUAAUGGCAGACAUCAAGAAGACAGCAAACAGAGUCAGGGGAAAGUUAAAGGUUAUGGAGCAGAGCAUUGAGCAAGAAGAAAGCUCCAAGAUGAACGCAGCGGACGUGAGGAUAAGAAAGACCCAGCACUCGACGCUUUCCAGGAAGUUUGUGGAGGUUAUGACAGAUUACAACAACACGCAAACGGACUACAGAGAGAGGUGUAAGGGGCGUAUCCAGAGACAACUAGAGAUUACUACUGGGAAGUCCACCACCGAUGAAGAGUUGGAAGAUAUGUUGGAGAGCGGCAACCCAGCCAUAUUUACAUCUGGUAUUAUUAUGGACACACAACAGGCCAAACAGACCCUGCGGGAUAUAGAAGCACGCCACAACGAUAUUAUCAAAUUGGAGAACAGCAUCCGAGAACUACACGACAUGUUCAUGGACAUGGCCAUGCUGGUGGAAAGUCAGGGAGAAAUGAUCGACAGGAUUGAGUACAACGUAGAACAAUCAGUGGACUAUGUAGAAACAGCCAAGAUGGACACCAAGAAAGCUGUCAAGUAUCAGAGUAAAGCUAGGCGGAAAAAGAUCUGUAUCAUGGUGUGCUGCGGGGUCCUGCUGACGGUGAUAGUCAUAGUCAUUAUCUCCUCGGUGGCUCCAUCGUGAUAUCACUUCCUACCACACGAGGGCGCACUUCUCCAUCUAACCACCUCUUCUAAACCAAAAUUAAUCUAUCUUGUCUGGGCCAAGUUGUCACCUUCACCAUUCCAUUCAGCUGUUCACACCGUCGCUGUGUGUUCAGGACGGCAUGGAGGGAACAAUCCGACCAAAACAAACGGUUGUGUAUUUUCCUCCUGUGGUGGUUGCCGCAAAGUCUUUAGAAUGAGAUUCUUAGAACUGGUAUAGAUGUGUAUUUUGAGGAUGACACGAACUUUACAGAGAAAAACAAAAAUCAGGCUUGCAAUAUUGAGGUGCAGUACAGUUAACAAACGAAAGGGAUAUAGAAAGAAUAACUCUGACAUUAGUAGAUAUUGUGUAAAAAUAAAAAUGUAAUCUCUGACACUAUAUGUCAGUUUCCAGUUGACCUUUUCAAUACAUAGACUGGUAUGUAAAACUGUGAAUACAUAGACUCUUGAAUUUUUUUAAGGUUAGAGGCGACGGGAAGGAGUGUUUUAGGCUGUUGUGCAGGGAAAAGGCUGUUGGGAUUUUGCUUGUGGAUGCGGAAAGUGGACUUUAGAUGCAUUCCACUGUAAUGUGUAUCUGAACUAUUUACGUUAGAUGUUCUGGGCGUCUACCUUGUUUUGUUUGUUGUUUUUUUAGGGGGGAGGGGGCAAUAUCCACAUACUACGCCAACAUUUAAUACUGAAUAUAUCUUGAUGUUUUGUCAGAUUUAAACCAACUUAUCCACACUUUUGUAUAUUGAACAAAAAAUGGCAAAUAAAAAUUGAGGGUGCCCAGCCUUUAAGCAUUAGAGGAAUUAGUGUUUAAAUCGAUUUCGUCUCCAUUUAUUUUGUAACUUUCCAAGUACGUGUAAAUGGGACAUUUUUCGCAAUGGCAAAUACGUACAUAGAGGAUAUGCAUGGCCACUUUUGCUGGAUGCAUUCUGGAGUGCCCCGUAAAACAAGGCAGAAUUAUUGAAGGAAAAUAUACAAAGGCUGCUUUAAAAAAAGAGAAAAUAUGUAAAGUCAAACUACGGUAUUUAGAAAUACAAACUAGACUACAUUAUGAAUAUUUAAAAAAUUAUAUAAGGAAAUAGCUAUACAUACAUGUAUAUUCAUUGAAUAUCAUUCUCUGUGUGUGAGGCUCCCAAUUUGUAGCGUUUUUCUCGUCGAUUCUUUCAGGAUUUUAAGAAGAAAUUGUGGUCUGUGGUUAUAGAUUUUGCUUUAGUUCCAGGUUUGGUUAGAUGUCAGAUAUUUAUUGACUCCUGUGGGUUUUUUUUAAUGGUACAAAGUUGCUUUGAAAUUUUUUACAUAAAUAUAUAUAUAUUCGCAUAAUUUUUAAUGUUUGAUUCUCUGCUAUAUUAGAGAAUUGCUUGUAUUUUGUCCAUUUAUUUGGCUUUUAGUUCUGUAUGACUAGUAGAUAGUUUCAACAGUUUAAGUCAAAGUGGAUUUUGAAAUAAGUAUAGGCAUAAAUACAUUUGGAGAAAAAAAAAGUAAAAGUAGCAAGAAAUUGACGAACAUUCCGUGUUUGUUAAUGUAACUUACACAUUAUAAGUGUAAUCUAAUUAACUUUGUAGUCAAGUUAAAGACAUUGUAAAUUUUACUCUUUAGCCGAAAACGUGUACUCUCGUGUAGAAAAGAGACUUAAACAUUUAUUGUCAUUUUAUGCAAUUUGGGGCAAAGUUUUUGGUCCCCAUUAAAAAAAAAAACUGAGCGUAAAUGUCAUGUUAAAAGCAAGAGGUGACUGUAUUUAUGAGAUAAGGAUAUGUCCUAAGGAUGUGAUGUGUGCAUGUACCAACCACAUUUUUUUUUAUUGGCUGCUUAGGUAGAAUGGAACAAGUGUAAGCAGUUUUGAACAGUUUCACUCAGCGGGAUCGAGUGCACUUUCUUGAAAUUCCCUGAGUUCAGGAGUUAGCUCCGAUUUGAUGUCUGUGCUCAUCAUGAAGCAACAGACAGUUUUACACAAUCGAAGAUCAAAUAUGGAUUUGAAAGAAAGAAAGUUCAAACUCCCUGUAUGACUCUAACUUUUUUCUUAAAUGUAUCUUAUUUUUACUUUUAUGAUUGGCUUGAAUGAAAAAAGUAUUACGCCAGCUCCUUGGCAGAUUUGAUAUUUGAAGUUAUCAAAUGUACCACAGAUCAAAGAUUGACAAAUUUGGAGACUGCCAACUAUGGAGCUCGAUAGCUCAGUUGGUAGAGCACAUGUACUGUUUUCAAGCGGUCUCCUGUUCUAUUUUCCACUCGAGUUUCAUUCCCAGUGGGUGAACAUACAUACAGUGACCCUUCUUUAUUACCCAAUAUUUCUGCCUUCCCACAACUUUCUUAAAAAUUACAUUGAGAAUAUUGGGUAAUUGUUAUUGUACCAAAUCAAUAACCAUUAGGGCAUAAUUAAAAUUGAAAACAAAUGUCUGUUGUCAUAUUUUCAUAUGAAUAAGCGAGUACGGUAUCCAACUGUUCAUGUGCACAUCAAGAUUUGCCAAUUUUUCUUUCAGGAUGAAAGUUCCAUCUAUGCGUGCAAAAGCAUAGCUGGGUACCAGCAAAGUUGAAGAGAUCAUCGUGUUCUGAAGUAACAUUUUUGCAACAAAAACAAUCGUUUGGACAGUGAAGUGUUUUCAUGUGUCUUGUGUGUCCAAACUUUUAUGCAAACAAAAAGUUCUACUCUUCUCAAUUGCACAAAAAAUUUCACAGAAUGUACAUUUGGUUACCACGUCCCCCAUAGCCUUGUUUGCAUUUAUCUGCAGCGGAUAUCCCGAAAGAAAAUCGUCGAAUCUUGCUGUGCACCAGACUAUUUUGGAAUACCGAACUGGCGUAUUGUACCUGACUUAUGGCAAAGCUAAGUGAGCCCAUUCCCCUGAAGGUGUGCAAAACCAGUGGACUAUAUCACAAUACAUGUACAGACAACAAUUGUUUUGGUAUUCCAUAGUUCUCAAUAGCCCCUAGGAGAUGUACUGUACCCUGUUUACAUGGGGCAAGUACUCCACUCAGUCCACUCAGGGGACAUAUAUUUAUAUAUCAUAGGAACAGUUCUGAACUAAUGAAGUGUCACAAUCCGAUACCAUAGUAUAAAAAAACACACCAUUUGAAAUGGAUGUUUUGAAACAUAAGUUUCCCUCGUCAAAAAAAACACCAAAGUUGGAACACCUGAGAUAAGAUUUCAAGAAUGCACAGGUCUACUGACUUUUACACAAUUACUUACUUGAAGUAGGAAGGGUAACUACCGCACCCUAACCCUAACCCUAACUGGUACUGCCUAAUGGCAAUAAGUGUUUCUUUGGGCAAAAUCAUGGGCAAAAGCAACGCUGUUCCAUUAACUUCCAUAGAAGAGACAUACAUGUAGUUAAGGCCGGAACUUGAAACUUGUCAAGUGUAUCGUUCAUCAGUGAAAAUUGGGGCAGUUUCGUUGCCACGCUGUGGCCAUAACUCAUUCAUUCAAUCAAUUGUCUGAUGUUCAACACUCAAGGAGGUAAAAACCCAAAAAAAAAAAAGGAGAUAUUUUACAGUGUUACAGAAAGGUUACAGUAAUUAAUGCCGGGUCAUACUUGGAAUCAUCCAGACUUGAAACUUGUCAAGUGUAUCGUUCAUCAGUGAGAAUUGGGGCAGUUUCCUUGCCACGCUGUGGCCACAACUCAUUCAUUCAAUCACAUGUUGGAUGUUCACUCAAUUAGUCCUCUUCAUUUUGGUUGGAAGGAAAGCAGGCAAAAAAAAAGAAGGGAAAAACCAAAAAAAGAAAAAGAUAUUUUAUAAUGUUAGGAAAAGGUUACCGUAAUCCAUUCAUUCCAGAUACCAUUUGAAUUUUUUUUUUUAAUGAGAUUUCUAUCCCAGUAUGGUUGCAUGAAGAGUGAUUGAAGACAUAAAAAUAACUGUACAUAUUAUAAGCGUUUAUUGUCAAUACAACUCUGUAAUCAUUGAUAUUUAUAUAUAUACAUUCAACCUUUUUACAUACUAGGUGUCAGCGCCAUUAAGUUUGAAAUUUUUCAGCUGUAGUUUUAAUCUGAUUCAUUAUAGGCUCAAGUGUAACAGUGUUUGAGAUGUUGAGGUACAAUGUGUAAAAAACAGUUGUAACAAAGAACAAAGUUCCAAUAGUUCCUUCACUUUUUUGUCUUAGAAUUUCUCCCAAGUUUGUUGGUCGCAUGAAAUGAUAAAAUAUCAGGUAGGAAUUACUAAAAGACACUUUUCCAAUGGAGGUAUUGUGAAUGCUUAAAUUGUAAGUGUUUUCAUUGCCUGUCCUCCCUUAAAACAUUCUUGUCAUUUUUGUUGUCUAAAUCUGGACAACGGAGGGGGCUGUUUAAUUUUUAUCAUCAGCGACCAGUCCCCUCUAGAAAAAAAUUUAAAUAAAAAUCAGAAAAAGAAAAGGUUUAAUGAUAAACUUUAAAACUCUGGUUUUGAUCAACAAAUCAGAGUUUUAGAAUUGAAAACCGAAUCUUAGAAAAUUUUUGGAUAUUUUUUUAUUUUUUAUCUCCGACAAAAAUAGAAAAACUGUGAACUGUUUGUUCUGUUGACAAUUCAUUAACAUUCUUCCCGAUUCCAAACUGUUUUGUUAAAAACAAUACUUUCCUUUGUCAAAAAGUG